Aphanomyces astaci is the source of this 8830-nucleotide messenger RNA. RefSeq lists its product as hypothetical. The transcript is spliced from 21 exons. The coding region runs from base 61 to 8760 and encodes 2899 amino acids. Gene Ontology annotation, molecular function: protein binding. NCBI's taxonomy places the organism in Eukaryota, Oomycota, Saprolegniomycetes, Saprolegniales, Verrucalvaceae. The record is from RefSeq and is a predicted model, not a curated record.
CCGUCACGCGCGUUAACAUUGCCGGCGACGCCGCCCGCACUUUCAACACGACGAGAAGCGAUGUCGUCGAAGCGGCCUACGACCGCACCACUGCGGCCGACAUUGGUUCAAGCGUUCCCUGCCACAGUGGAGUUCGUGGACAUUGAAGCCAUGACGUGCUACCUGGUGUCGCUGUCGAUUCAAAACACAAGUCGCCACGUCGUUCGAUUUCGAUUGACGACGCCCACGUCCAAGUACUUCCGCUUGCUUCUGCACAACCAAGACCUGGGCCUUGUCGCGAACCCCACGCGCUCCAUAUCUCCUGGUCUGUCGAUCAAGUUCGACGUGGCCUUUCUCAUGGAAAUGGACGAUCACGUUCCCAUCGACCUCCACGACAAGAUCCACGUCCUGGCCGAAAACAGCGCCCCCAUCGAGAUCCCCCUGGUGGCCAAGCGCCCGGCCCCACAGUUGGAAUUCGAGUCGCUGGUCGACCUUGGCAUGGUGGUGCUAUCGAACCGGACGGCCAAGUACGUCAACGUGCGAAACUCAGGGGCGAAAGAGUGCUCGUUCCGGGUGGAAUUGGAAACGGGCCAGUCAACCCUUGUCGUGUCCCCCAAAGAGGGCGUGAUCCCCCCGUACUCAGAAACGCGGUUGAAAGUCGAAUUCAACGGGCGCGAAAUGGGCACCUAUCGAGCGAUCGCCACCAUCCACGCCGGCAACGACAAACAAUACCUCCUUGACAUCAGCGCCGUCGUGGUGGAACACAACAUCGAGCUGGUGUUCCCGACCGCCGAAGGGCUGUCCCCCGAUCCGGUGCGGGUCUUAUCGUUUGGGUCGCUGUACAUCGGAGAAAUGCGCAAGCUGGAGACGGUUUUGCGCAACAACGGGCCGCAUCCCGUGGGUUACCAGACCGGCAUUUCGUUCUCGGGGCGGCCGUUCCGCGUCGGUGAUGACCUGUCGAACCCCGAAGACGACGGCGAAAUAGAUGAGAAGAAAAAGGAACUCACGGUGCUUCCGAGUGAAGGCAUGAUCCCGCCGUAUGCGUCGGCACUGUUGACGUUUGUGUUCAAACCCAACAAUGGGUCGUUAUCGACCAAAUCCAAGGGACAACGUCAGGGGUACACGAGCGCCAAAGUGCCUGUGGCAAGCAAUAAUGGCGGCGACGGACACACCCUCUUGAAAGCGUUCGCAUCCAUCGAGUGCUCGGAAAUCAACCAAAAUCUCGCGAUUGAAAUAUCCGGAACGGCCGUGGCCCCCCACGUUGUGAUUACGCCGGACAGUUUUGACUUUGGGGAGUGCGCGUCUGGCAAGAGGGUCGACAUGAUGCUGAACGUGAAAAACGAAGCCACGUUGCCAGUGACGUUCAAACUCAACAAACUCGCGCACUUCGCCGCGCAUCCUUCCAAGGGCCGAUUGGACGUCCUCCAGUCGCAGAACCUCGUGGUCAGCUUCGUCCCGAGUCAAUUGGGGCGGUUUCAGACGACAUUCCACCUGGACAUUCAAGGCGGAAGCGUCGUCAUUCCCAUUCACGUCAAGGGAACGGCCACUAGCGUCGGCGACAAGAAGCAACUGGUUGGGGGCAUCGACACACUCCCCAGCGACUUUCGCCCCAAGUUUAACUUUAUGACGGUCGAUGACAUCAAGACCCAACAGAUAAAACCCAAGCCAACGUUUCACCGCAUGCCGCCGUUUGAAAUCGCCGCUCGAGAUGGGACGGCGGCCGUGGACGAGUACGAGUUUCAAGGAACCAACAACACGCAUUUGACGUACUGCGUCAACGAACUGGCCGACCGUACGCAUCACCGCGACGGAUACAACUCGAUCCUUCGGCAGUAUCGGCACGAUCGGCUGGUCAAGCAAGAAAAGUCCAAUCAGGUGCCGUCAAAUCCCGUGGAUCUCGGCAUGACGCCCCAGGGGGGGCUCGAAGGCCCCGACUGCAAAAUGCCCGUGGCCAAUGACCCGCUGUGGAUGCAAAGUGCGCUGGGCAACCGACGCGGGUCGUCGUCGUCGCCGUUCGACGACAACAAAAUCAUCAAGAAAAAGUUCAAACCGCUUCCCGUGACCCAAGCCGAAGUCAAGGACUGCGCCACGACCCUCACGUCCGAGCAGCUCAAGCAAAUCGUCGCCGGCCCCAAGACAAUCAAUUUUGGAAAAGUGUGUGUGCAUUCCGUGUCGAAAAAGUCGUUUAGCGUGACCAAUGACUUGCCCCACAACAUUUCCGUGCACGUGCACCUGGCGAACGACCACGACGAGCUCCAAGAAACGACGCCGCUGUCGCAGAUCGUGCCCACGGGUGCGACCGCCGGCUUUGACUUUACCUUUUUUUCCCGCAUCGAACAAGUGUUCCAAAAGUACGUCAACUACACCAUCAACGGCCAGCACUCGUUCAAACUGCUCGUGACGGCCGAAGUCGUGCCAAUCCGAGUCGAACUGUCGACGCCAGUGCUCGAGUUUGCCUUUGACGCCAACGACUUGAGCCCCAACGUUGCUCAGCAACUGGUCGUGAAAAACCCCGGCAACUCCGAAGCCAAGUUCAGCUGGGCGCCGGAACCGCAGCAUCCCCCUGUAGACUGUGCGUUCGAAGCGAGCCCCAAGCAGGGGACCAUCGCCCCCGGUGGCAGCUGUCCGGUGCUCGUAGCCUUUCACCCUCGUUUCAACGUAUCCAACCAGGCCACGCUCGUCGUGUCCGUCGACGGCGGCAAACCGGCGCAAUUGCACUGCGUGGGGCACGUGGUAGAACCCAAAUGCGUCGUGCGUGAGAAACGAGUCGAGUUUGGCACGAUCGCCGCGGGCAUCCCCAAGGAGAAAAGGGUGUUGAUUUCCAACCAGAACAUUGCGUCUGCGACUGUCUACUACGCGGAAAUCGAUCCCCCCACGCCAGGGUUGUCUGUGCGGCCGGUCGUUGGGGAGCUCAUGCCGGGGGAAACGGCCGAGCUGUGCAUCACGCUCGACAUUCUCCGCGCGCUUGUCUUGGAAGGGGUCGUGCUGGAGAUUAAGAUUCGAGGCGGGCGCACCAUCCGAGUGCCCCUUAGCGCAGACAUUGUCGUACCCAAUGUAUCGUUCAACACGUCGAAUGACGAGUUCAACUUUGGCGGGGUCACGUUGGGCGUGCUGGUCACGCGGGAGCUGUCCGUGACCAACCCGUCGGUAGUUUCGGCGCAGCUGGUGCUAGACUUCUCCCCUUUCGCCCCAGAGUUUCAGCUCGCCAUGCCGGUGCACCUCAACCCGGAAGUGAAGGACGACGUGCAUGCGAUUUUCAUUCCGGCGGACGUCGACCCCCCGUCCAAGUGGCAGCUCAUCGUGCCACCAUCCGCCACGCUCAAGUUUCACCUGCUGUUUCGACCAGACCGGAUCAUAAGCCACUCGUUUCCGUUCCCGAUCCAGUUGGAAGGGGUGCCGGCACGCAUGGACGCCCUCCACCGGACGGUGCAGGCCACGGGCCUCAAACCCCGAAUGUUGUUUUCCAGCUCCACUUUGGACUUCGAUAAACGAGUCAUCACGCGCGACAGUGUGCGCAAGAUUCCAUACUCGAUGGGUUUGACCUUGACCAAUGACGACCCGCAAACCGUCAAAUGGAGCAUCGACUUGACCAAAUUGAAGCCCAAGAAAAGCGUGUUUCACAUCGCGCCGUCGGCGGGCGAGUUGGCCUCUGGGGACAAGUGCACGAUCCGAGCCAGCUUCCUCCCCACCGAUGCCAUCGAAUACGCUGCAGAAGUGCCGGUGCUGCUCGACGACGUGCCUUAUGUGACACUCGCGCUGGUCGGCAAAGGAAUCCACCCACACCUGAGCUUUAGCGUGCCCCGCGUGGACCUGCCCACCGUGCCGUUAGGCAUCACGUCCACGGCCACGUUCUUCAUUUAUAGCACGGGGUACGACAAUUUGGAGCUGAGCUACCGACUACCGAUCGAUUUGUCGCGCGUACCGAUCACAGUGACAUUUCCGGACGGCAAGGCCAUUGGCAUUGCCAACCCGAAAGUGCAAAUUGACAUCAGUUUCAUGUCGACCAAGAGCAUUGCGUUCAACGCCAAGCUCGAGUUUUUCGAUGCCGAGGGCAGCCAGUUCGACGUGCCGCUGUCGGGGGCGACGGACAACUGUGUCUUGACCAACUUUGGCUUCGUCGAAGCCCACCGCAACGAGUUUGGGUUCUUCACCGACCCGGACCAGCGGUACCCCGUGUACUUUUUGGAGAAAUCGUACAUCAAGGCGCUGUCCAAGAAGCCGCUGCCGCCGCCGCCGAUCCAGACCAAAAUCGACGACGACAAGCAACUCAAGAAGGCCAAGAAGAAGACGGCGGCGGCGGUGGUCACCCCCAAGGAUAAAUCGACCCCCCCUAGUGCGGAAUUGGCCGCAGAAGUCGUCGAAAUCUCGGGCAAGUUGCUGCACAUGCCCCACGUCCACGAGCCAAAACUCGACGAGCUCGUGUUGCUCAUGAAGUGGCUCAACAUGAACAUCCUCAAGACGCCCAUGACUGCCUUUCCUAACGAUUUGGUCCAAACGGGAGGCCGACCAGUGUACGAGAUGCUCGAAAUCGUGUGUGGUAAGUCGGUACCUGGUCGGGUUAAGCAGUUGUCGGCCAACAAACGGGAGCAGGGCACGCAAAUGGUGGGGCAGUACGUGGAGCUGCUUCGUUUCUUAAAGUCCUACGGCGCACUCUUGAACGAUGUACGGCCAGAGCAGCUGCUCGACAACGAGCAGUACGUGCGGUGGAGCGAAGACGACGACAAGAACCAAGUCCACCGCCGGCUGUUCUUUGAAAAAGAGUGGCAUCGCGUGUCCUGUUUGGCCUGGACCAAAGUGAUUCUGCAAAUCGUCAAGUGCUUUGUGCUGUUUCGCAUUUCCACUAAGUCGUACGUGGCACUCCCGGGCAUUAUUAUGGCUGCUGCUGCUGCCACCAAGACAAACAUGGACGACACCAGUAUGACGCGUGACUGUACAAAGAGCAACGUGUACUCGGAGUCGGAGAUGGUGCUGAUUCAGUGGCUGCUCCAUCAUUCGAAACGCAUGGCGACGGUAGCGGAACCGCGCUUGAUCGUUGACUUGGAGCACGAUUUGAAGGACGGCGUCGUGCUUUGCUACGUGUUGAUGUCUCACGUUCCGACGUUGGCCAUCGAAGGGGGUCCGUUGUAUGGGUUUAACCGCAAACCGACGUCGAGCGAGCACUUUUUAGAGAACGCCACGUGCCUUCGCAACGCGUUGUCGUGUCUUGGCAUGGACUACGGCAUCCCCGCCGACCAAUUGUGCAACUUGAGCUUGCCGUCGACGGUGCUGCUGUUGCUGCACUUGUAUCAGAACGUCCCGCAGUUUAUUCCGAAAACCACGAUCGAAUUCAAGGGCGUGCUAGGCCAAACGGUCCAGAAGUCGAUCGAGUUGAAAAACCCAAGCAAGAAGACGAUCGUGUACGACGUGUUCUUGGAGGGCCAGGUGAAGGAGUUUAGCAUUUACAGCCACACGCUGACCUUGGAACCGGAGAAAAGCCAGAGCUUUCUCGUGGACUUCAAGCCCAAGUUUACGCGGACGGUGCAGGCGCGCCUGACGUUUCGCAGCUUGCGCGACGGACCCAACUGUGCCGCCACGAUGGUGUUCCUCCUCGAAUCGAAUAUUUACUCGAGGAAGCCCAUCCGCGUAUUCCAGGUCGACGCGGCCAUGUACGAGCGAAAGGUGGAGGACAUUGUGAUUGACAACCAAUUCCCGGUCAACGCCGUGUACAAGCUGACCGUGCUGCAGCAGCCAGCGUCAUCUCCUGCUUCUUUGUCCCAUGAAAGUUCCCAAGUUCUGCAGCAUAAAAAACACCCCAAAGACACUGACGAGAACGCGUGCAUGGACGGUCAGCUGCCGUUCUUCUUGCCGGACGUGGUCGGGGACGUCGUGCCGAUUCGGAAAGACGACAGCACGACUGUCAAAAUCGAGUUUCUACCGCUCGCUCCCGGCGUGUACAAGUGCCAGCUCUUGUUUCUAGACGAAAGCGUAGGCGAGUUCAUGUAUGAAGUGCACUGCACGGCGCACUUGCCACCGACGCUCGAGACGCUCGAGCUGACGAGCGACAACAAGCCCCACAUGCUCAAGGAAUUGAUCGUGCCGGCGCGGAAUCCAAUCCUCAACAAGGCACUAGCGGUCAUUGUCGACAGGUUUCAGGGCCUGGUCAAAGCCAAAGUCCGCGACGGGUUGCGCAAAUGCGAAGAUUGCCACCACACAACGUUUCACGCUGAAGUGAACUCGCCAUACUUUGUGUUGCAAAACUCGGAAGUGACGCUCAAAACCGGCUCGUCGUCCACCCCAGCCAAUCACGACGGGGACAAGAAGACCAACCAAGCCAAGCUUGUCACCCCUCGAGGCAGCCUGUCGUCCCCGACCAGUUUGAUGCUGGACUUCCAACCCCGGGGCGCGGGACUGUACAACUGCAAAGUGCUGCUGCGGUCCACGGCGUCCUGCGGCUGCGAUAUCCGCGUGUACGAGAUCCACGCCAAAGUUACGGACGUUGGCAUCAAGACCAUGCUCGAGUUUUCCGCGCCCGCUCGACAAACCAUCGUUCAAGACAUUCCAAUCGUCAAUCCUACCGACGACACGUGGAGUUUGCGUGCGACGUUGACCGGUACGUCGGGGGUGUUUACUGGUGCAGCCACGUUAGUUGUCCCCCCGAAAAAAGCCAACAACUACUCGCUGACGUUCAAACCGCAAUGGCUCGUGGCAGAAACGGGGUCGCUGUUGCUGCAGAACCCAAAGACGGGCCAGGACUUUGAGUUUGGCCUCAGCGGCAUCGGCGAAGAGCCUCUGGCUAUGCAGCACGUCGUGUUGCACUGCCAAGCGCGGCAGAGUCUAGUCCACGAGUUUCAAGUGCACACGUUUAAGUACGACCCCCCGGGCCCGUCGACGUUCACCGUCGAGUCGGACUUGCCGUACGUCGGGGGACCGUCGCAAUUGGUGCUACCGGCGCCGAAUGUCACGGCGCUGUACAAACUCACGUUCAACCCGCUCAUCGGGGGCACAUACUUUGGCAGCAUCACGUUCACCAACACCCGGACGAAUGAGUACUGUUGGUACACGAUCGAGGCGACGGUGGCCCCGCCUGAACCGGAGGCGACUCUGGAGAUGACGACCACCGUCCGGUCCAUGGUGGGCAUGGAAAUCAGUCUCGAGAACCCCCUGGAUCGCCCCGUCGUGUUUGACAUUGUACUCAAGGGAAACGGACUGUUUGGGCCGACCCAGUUUGCACUGGAAGCGCAGCAAACGGGCAUCUACCAGCUGCUGUAUUCGCCGCUACUUCCCAGCACCAACGCGACGGGGUCCAUCGGGUUUACCAACGAAGACGUGGGCGAGUUCUCGUACAUGCUGACCCUGCAUGCUACGCCGGCGCCGCCGAUCCAGCUCCAAGACAUGCUGUGCGCGGUGGGGGACGUCGUGUCGCAGCCCAUCACAAUCACCAACCCCAUGGAUACCCCCAUCCCGUUAGACGUGAUGCUGAGCAACACGAGGAACUUUCGCAUUCGCGACGAAGACAUCGUGGUCAAGCCCCUGAGCACAUACACAGCCAUCUUGGACUACAUCCCGAGCAGUUUGUCCGAUUUUGAGUGUGCCGAGAUUCAGUUUCUCAAUCCAGACGUCGGAACGUGGGAGUACAAAGUGCAGGGCAAGGGCAAACCGCCGAGCUUGAUGAAAACCACGUUGGUGCAUGCGACGGUGGGCGAAGCAGCGAGCUCUCUCUUUUCGUUUCGAAACCCAUUUCCCGACGCGUUAACCGUGGAAGUGACGAUGGUGCAAUUGAGCCAACACGAAGACGGCAAAGUGAUCAUGGAACGACCACCCGGAACCAGCGGAAGUCAGUCGGGGCACAGCCCCACGGGGGUGAGUCGGCAGCGCCUCCGUCCGCACUCGGCGCUGCCGCCCGUGUUUGACAUUUUACUGAAAAAACCCAAAGUGACGUUGGAAGGGUUUGGUACUCUUCAAGUUCCGAUUUCGUUUUUGCCAAACUUCGUGUCGGAAGCAGGCGCCCACAUCAUCAUCAAAGGCGACAAAGAGCUCGAAUGGGUGUAUCCUAUUCGGGGAAUCGCCCAAGCCCCAGCAAACCCACGGGCAUACUCGUUCGUGUGUCGGGCGCGGGAGUCGUGCGAGAAGAAGCUUAGCUUGGACCUACUCGCGCUGGAAAAGGUGACGCUGGACGAGCGCUUUACCGUCGAGUGGGACAUCCCCGAGCCCCACAGCCGUGUGAUCGAACGCACUCUGACGGUCACGCCGCUCGUGGACAGCAUCGCGUCCGUCACGACGCCACUGGAGUACCUCGUUCGAUUCGACCCUCUCAAGCCCAUUCGACUCACGGUCGCGUUGGUGGUGAAGAAGCGAUCGGGUGGACUCUGGCGCUUUGACAUCCACUUGGACGCGUCCGAUCCAGUCGUGGACGACGUGCUCACGAUCGAAUCAGCCCUGAAUCAGACGUCCAGUGUGUCCUUCAAGCUUACGAAUCAGUUUCGCGAAUCGGCGCCGUUCCAAGCAGAGUUUACGCCGGGGUCAUCCCAGGCCUUUACCGUAUAUCCUGUCGAAGGACUGUUAGCCGCGUACGGGACCGAAGGCACGUCGUUUACGAUUGCGUUUACCCCCACCGGAUACGGCAAAAUGUGCUCGGGGCAGCUGGUCGUGCUCACAGACGAAAUGCAGUGGACGUUUAAUGUCAAGGGCACCCACCCAGAGUACAAAGUGCCGCAAGGAGAAGCCAAAGUGUACACGAAAGGCAGCAAAAAGUUGAGUCCCCCCAGCAGUACGAAGAAGAAGAAAAUAUUUGGACGCAAGUAGUUUAGAGAAUCGAUUCGAACGUUACAAUGAAAAUUCGCAUUCGAGAUUGUACCAGUAAACAUCACAAAAG